AUGGGGCAAACAUGCAAACUCCACACAAAAGAGUUUGAUAGUGGAAUCGAACUCAGGACCUUCUUACUAGAGGAGGGAGUCCCUCCCUCAAAAACCACCCUGGGUGGGGAACAUGAGAGCCAGACCAAAGCUCAGAGGAACCCACCUGGACCUCCACCCAGCUCUGUGUCCUUAAAGAGUAACUGGUCUAAAGAUGAAAUCAUUGAAUUUAAAGUGGAGCAGGUAUCUGCUGCAGAGAGAGUGGACCAGCAGAGCUCAGAGGGUCCCAGCGGUCAGUCUGCCCAUCAGCAUCAAACACACCUGGACUCCAUAUUUAUGGUGCUGGAGGACAACAUCAUCACUUUUGUGAAGAACGAGCUGAAGAAAAUCCAGAAGGUUCUGAGCCCAGAUUACACAGAAUGCUUAGAGAAUCAAAUUGUGAAUGAGGUUUUGGAGGGGGAAGAUGAAGAGCAGAGGAGAAGAACAGAGGUAUUUGUGAAGAUGACAUUGCACUUCUUGAGGAGAAUGAAGCAGGAGGAGCUGGCUGACCGUCUGCAGAGCAAACAUCUUGCAGCAAUUUGCAAAUGUAAAAUUAAAACAAAGCUGAAGAAAAAGUUCCAGUGUGUGUUUGAGGGGAUUUCUAAAGCAGGAAACCCAACCCUUCUGAAUCAGAUCUACACAGAGCUCUACAUCACAGAGGGAGGGACUGCAGAGGUCAAUGAUGAACAUGAGGUCAGACAGAUUGAAACAGCAUCCAGGAAACAAGACAGACCAGAAACAACAAUCAGACAAGAAGACAUCUUUAGAGCCUCACCUGGAAGAGAUGAACCAAUCAGAACAGUCCUGACAAAGGGAGUGGCUGGCAUUGGGAAAACAGUCUUGACACAGAAAUACACCCUGGACUGGGCUGAAGACAAAGCCAACCAGGACAUCCAGUUCAUAUUUCCAUUCACUUUCAGAGAGCUGAAUGUGCUGAAAGAGGAAAAGUUCAGCUUGGUGGAACUUGUUCAUCACUUCUUUACUGAAACCAAAGAAGCAGGAAUCUGCAGCUUUGAAGACUUCCAGGUUGUGUUCAUCUUUGAUGGUCUGGAUGAGUGUCGACUUCCUCUGGACUUCCACAAAACUACAGUCCUGACUGACCCUAGAAAGUCCACCUCAGUGGAUGUGCUGCUGAUAAACCUCAUCAGGGGAAAACUGCUUCCCUCUGCUCGCGUCUGGAUAACUACGCGACCUGCAGCAGCCAAUCAGAUCCCUUGUGACUGUGUUGGCAUGGUGACAGAGGUCAGAGGGUUCACUGACCCACAGAAGGAGGAGUACUUCAGGAAGAGAUUCAGAGAUGAGGAGCAAGCAAACAUGAUCACCUCCCAUGUCAAAACAUCACAAAGCCUCCACAUCAUGUGCCACAUCCCAGUCUUCUGCUGGAUCACUGCUACAGUUCUGGAGGAUGUGCUGAAAACCAGAGAGGGAGGACAGCUGCCCAAGACCCUGACUGAGAUGUACAUCCACUUCCUGGUGGUUCAGGCCAAAGUGAAGAAGGUCAAAUACGAUGGAGGAGCUGAGACAGAUCCACACUGGAGUCCAGAGAGCAGGAAGAUGAUUGAGUCUCUGGGAAAACUUGCUUUUGAUCAGCUGCAGAAAGGAAACCUGAUCUUCUAUGAAUCAGACCUGACAGAGUGUGACAUCGAUAUCAGAGCAGCCUCAGUGUACUCAGGAGUGUUCACACAGAUCUUUAAAGAGGAGAGAGGACUGUACCAGGACAUGGUGUUCUGCUUCAUCCAUCUGAGUGUUCAGGAGUUUCUGGCUGCUCUUCAUGUCCAUCUGACCUUCGUCAACUCGGGAGUCAAUCUGCUGGAAGAACAACAAACAACCUCCCAGAGGUUAAAUUUUUUUAAAAAGAAGAGUAAUUUAAAAUUUCUCCACCAGAGUGCUGUGGAAAAGGCGUUACAGAGUCCAAAUGGACACCUGGACCUGUUCCUCCGCUUCCUCCUGGGUUCCUCACUGCAGACCAAUCAGACUCUCCUGCGAGGUCUGCUGACACAGACAGGAAGUAGUUUAUACACCAGUCAGGAAACAGCCCAGUACAUCAAGGAGAAGCUCAGUGAGAAUCUGUCUGCAGAGAAAAGCAUCAAUCUCUUCCACUGUCUGAAUGAACUGAAUGAUCUUUCUCUAGUGGAGGAGAUCCAACAGUCCCUGAGAAAAGGAAGUCUCUCUACAGGUAAACUGUCUCCUGCUCAGUGGUCAGCUCUGGUCUUCAUCUUACUGUCAUCAGAAAAAGACCUGGAUGUGUUUGACCUGAAGAAAUACUCUGCUUCAGAGGAGGCUCUUCUGAGGCUGCUGCCAGUGGUCAAAGCCUCCAACAAAGCUCUACUGAGUGGCUGUAACCUCUCAGACAACAGUUGUGAAGUUCUGUUUUCAGUUCUCAACUCCCAGGCCUCUAGUCUGAGAGAGCUGGACCUGAGUAACAAUGACCUCCACGAUUCAGGAGUGAAGCUUCUAUCUGUUGGAGUGAAGUUUCCACAAUGUAAACUGAAAAUGCUCAGACUGAGUCACUGUAACCUCUUAGAGAGUUCCUGUGAAGUUCUGUCCUCGGUUCUCAGCUUCCAGUCCUCUAGUCUGACAGACCUGGACCUGAGUAACAACAACCUGAAGGAUUCAGGCUUGAAGCUUCUAUCUGUAGGAGUUGAGAGUCCAAACUGUAAACUUGAAACUCUCAGGUUGGUGCCUGCUGGAUUCCAAUGGUUGACACCAGGUCUGAGGAAGUAUUCCUGUCAACUCACAAUUGACACAAACACAGUUCACAGAAAGCUCAAACUGUCUGACAACAACAGGAAGGUGACACAUGUGGAGGAGGUUCAGUCAUAUCCUGAUCAUCCAGACAGAUUUGAUGUUCGUCCUCAGCUGCUGUGUAGAAAUGGUCUGACUGGUCGCUGCUACUGGGAGGUUGAGUGGAGAGGAGAUGUUGACAUUUCAGUGAGUUACAGAAGAAUCAGAAGGAAAGGAGACAGUGAUGACUGUUCGUUUGGAUGGAAUGAUGACUCCUGGAGUCUGAGCUGCUCUGAGGAUGGUUAUUCUGUCUGUCACAAUAACAGAGAGACAUCCUCCCCCUCCUCCUCCUCCUCCUCCUCCUCUGUCUCUAACAGAGUAGCAAUGUAUGUGGACUGUCCUGCUGGCACUCUGUCCUUCUACAGAGUCUACUCUGACACUCUAAUCCACAUCCACACCUUCAACACCACAUUCACUGAAGCUCUUUAUGCUGGGUUUAGAGUCUGGUUUCCUGGUUCCUCAGUGUGUUUUUGCAGAGAUUAAUCUAAAGAGUGUCCUAGAAUGUCUUUAUAGAGAAACACUCUGACUGUUGAACAGAUAGUUCAGUCUGUACAUGUCUGUCUCUUUCACUCAGAAACACGUUUUCAGAUUCAUGGAUUCAAUCAGUUGAUGUUUUAAAUUGUUCUAAAUUAAUCCUUGUUAAUGUGUUCCUCUUCAGUCCUUAAAGAUGGAAGCUACCAUUAUUUCAGGAUCCACAUGUUGCUUUUUCUGUCUUUUUCCACUCAAAGCUAUUAUUAAAGACUUUCAGCAUCU
Oreochromis niloticus (Nile tilapia) is the source of this 3555-nucleotide messenger RNA. Its product is annotated as protein NLRC3-like. The record is from RefSeq and is a predicted model, not a curated record. Bases 1 to 3285 code for a protein of 1094 amino acids. Gene Ontology annotation, molecular function: protein binding. The transcript has 10 exons. NCBI's taxonomy places the organism in Eukaryota, Metazoa, Chordata, Actinopteri, Cichliformes, Cichlidae.